AUGUCAUCCUUUCGUGUCCGUACAACAAAUAAAUUACUUACAGCUUUUGGUGCGUCGAAACCAAGUACAAAUGUAGCAUAUGAUCUCGCGUAUUCCGACUUUGAAUCAACUCUUCAACGUUUAAUAACUUUUGACGUUGCAUUAAAAACUUAUGCGACUUCACUUAAGACAUUUCAUACUUCAGCAAGUUCUGUAUUUGGUUCAAUUGAUAGUCUUGCAUCUAGUGGUUCUGGAACUGCUAGUUAUCAACAACAAUCAAAUGAAGUUUCAUCAAUGCAAUCGUAUGCUAAUCAAGCUUUUAUAGCAUGUAAUGAAGUGGAUCAAAUUGUGCUUCAAGAAGUAUCUCAUCAACUUGAAAAUGAAGUUUUACUUCCUGUUAAAGGAUGGCUACAAUAUGCGCGUCAGUUACAACAAGAAGCCACAAAGUUUCAAGAACAAAAAGCUUUGUAUGAUCAUUAUGCACGGAAAGUUACGGGAUUACGUGAGAUCCAUGAAAAACGAAUGACUAUGGGCAAAUUGGAAAAAACAAAAGAGACUGAACGAUUAGUACGAAAUGAACAAAAACUGGCUGCUUCGACUCAAGAAUAUACACGUUUAUCGGAUAUUGUCAUUCGUAACCUUCGUGCAUUUGUGACUUCUCGCGAUGCAGCAUUAGCACCUUUGUUACAUCGGAUCUUACGUGGACGUGUAGUAUAUGCAGAACGUAUAUACGAAGCUACAGAUCGUUUACGUAUAUUAAAUGAUCAUCAUGACGAAGAAUGUGAAGAUGGAGUGUUAACUCAAUUUACAAAUGUCGUUUCGAAUGGUUCUCUUGUUGGAUCCGAAGUCAUUUUACAAGCAAUGACAUCUUCAUCGACAGUUCGGAAAGUUUCGUUUGAUGAAUUUGUGGGAGAAACAAAACGUCAUAAAGAAUUGAAUGUUGAAGACAAUUGGGAUGCCUUUGGUUCACAACCAUUUGAAAAGGAGAUGCCGAAUUGUACAUUUGGAGUGUCAGAACCUACUCCUUCGAAUCUUCAUGAAGAAACGUCAGUGUUUGCUACUUUACAGGACAUUUCGAUUCCUUCAACAUCAGUAGCUACAAAUCCUUAUGAUAUCUUCACUCAAGCAUCAACAAAUUCAUUAUUCAAUGUCAAUUGGAAUCCAGAUUCGAUCUCAACUCAAGAAUGUCCUCAAUAUCAAAUUCCAAUCGCAGAAUUUCACGAUAUGCAUCAAUCUUUUCGUUAA
Messenger RNA from Plasmopara halstedii, 1224 nucleotides. RefSeq names its product BAR domain. Gene Ontology annotation, biological process: actin cortical patch localization; endocytosis. The record is from RefSeq and is a predicted model, not a curated record. Lineage: Eukaryota; Oomycota; Peronosporomycetes; Peronosporales; Peronosporaceae. The coding region runs from base 1 to 1224 and encodes 407 amino acids. The transcript has a single exon.